Molecule: messenger RNA, 708 nt
Organism: Limanda limanda (common dab)
Lineage: Eukaryota; Metazoa; Chordata; Actinopteri; Pleuronectiformes; Pleuronectidae
Product: monocyte to macrophage differentiation factor 2-like
Exons: 7
Coding region: 1-708 (235 amino acids)
Cellular component (GO): membrane
Molecular function (GO): pore-forming activity
Source: RefSeq, a predicted model, not a curated record
AUGAAUCUUGUGAGGUUUAUGAACAACCGUGUUCCUCCUAACAAGAGAUACCAGCCCACAGAAUAUGAGCACGCUGCCAACUGUGCUACGCAUGCGUUAUGGAUAAUCCCCAGCCUGCUGGGCAGCUCCCUGCUGCACCUCCACUCAGAGGACCAAUGGGAGCGCAUGUCGGCCUGGGUGUACGGGGCGGGGCUCACCUCGCUCUUCAUCAUCUCCACCCUGUUCCACACCGUGGCCUGGAAGAAGAGCCAUUUACGGUCCGUGGAGCACUGCUUCCACAUGUGUGACAGGAUGGUGAUCUACUUCUUCAUCGCUGCCUCCUACGCCCCAUGGCUGAACCUGCGGGAGCUGGGUCCUUGGGCGUGUCACAUGCGCUGGCUGGUGUGGGUCAUGGCCUCGUUUGGAACCACCUACGUCUUCUUCUUCCAUGAGAGGUACAAGAUCAUGGAGUUGAUCUGCUACACGGUGAUGGGUGUGUUUCCAGCCCUGGUCAUCCUCUCAAUGCCGGAGCAGUCGGGCCUGUGUGAGCUCCUGGUGGGCGGGGCCUGCUACUGUCUGGGGAUGGUCUUCUUCAAAAGCGACGGCAUUGUCCCGUUCGCUCACGCCAUCUGGCACCUGUUUGUAGCUAUGGGAGCCGCCGUACACUACUACGCCAUCUGGAGGUACCUCUAUGCCCAGCCGCCCAAUCAGGUUCAGACCUCCAGAUGA